Messenger RNA from Miscanthus lutarioriparius, 450 nucleotides. Lineage: Eukaryota; Viridiplantae; Streptophyta; Magnoliopsida; Poales; Poaceae. The record is from the annotation of a GenBank genome assembly.
AUGUGGAGCUCCGUGGUGUUUGUCUCUCUCAUCCUCCUCCUCCUGGCUACCAGAGCUUAUGGACUUGGGAGGCUGGACAUGCAGCUCCACACAGCACAACAUCAACAACUGCAGAAGAAGGUCGAUAGCCAGAAGGAGGAGAUACUACCGGAUGACUUUACGUGGCGACGACCACCAUCAUCACCUUCCGGUCGGCGGCCGGCGGGCGUGCGCGACGACGCAUCCGACAGCCGAAACGGCUUAGGCGGCAGCACCACACCGGAGCAUCGCCUGACGACGAGCACGGGACGUGCUGCUGAGAAGGACGGAGAGAUGAAGAAGAGGAUGAGGACUCAUCGUGGGCCCCGUGGGGUGGUGGCGCCCAGAUUAAUCCACGAAGAUUACGUCGGGCCCAGCGGUCAUUCACCCAACCACCACCGGGCAAUACCAUGCGGCCCAUGCAAGCAUUGA